Messenger RNA from Quercus robur (English oak), 639 nucleotides. Its product is annotated as serine/threonine-protein phosphatase 7 long form homolog. The transcript is spliced from 2 exons. The record is from RefSeq and is a predicted model, not a curated record. Lineage: Eukaryota; Viridiplantae; Streptophyta; Magnoliopsida; Fagales; Fagaceae. The coding region runs from base 1 to 639 and encodes 212 amino acids. Gene Ontology annotation, biological process: meristem maintenance; meristem development.
AUGUAUCAAGAUCCGGGGCCACUGAAAUGCCGCAGUCGUAAUGACGAGUUUCAAAAACGACGCCGGAUAGUGGUGGAUGAUCGUAUCGUCGACAUUGUCAAGAGAGUUGGAUUAGAGGGGCUGUAUAGGACCCCAUGUAGAGAGAUUGAUCAUAACUUGAUAACGGCCUUCGUUGAGCGAUGGCGGCCUGAAACCCACACCUUCCACCUGCCACAUGGUGAGACAACGAUCACAUUACAAGAUGUGGAAGUUCUUUUGGGGAUUCCAAUCGAUGGUGAGGCAAUUGUUGGAACAACUGACUUGACAUGGGCUGCUGAAUGUCAAAGUAUGCUUGGAAUUGCUACUAAUGGUACUCUGCUUAAAGGACAAAGGAUCCAAAUUAAGAAGCUACUAGAAAAAAUUGACGAAGGGUUGCCCAAUGGUGUAGCAAAGGUGGUUGUGCAUCAAUAUGAACGGUAUUAUAUUCUAGCACUCCUGGCAAACACAAUUUUCGCCGACAAGUUUGGUGAUAGGGUGCAUACGAUGUGGUUGCAGAUGUUGAGGGACCUUCGCAAUCCACCUCAGUACAGUUGGGAGAGCACUUGCCUUGCAUGGUUGUACAGAGAGUUAUGCAGGGCAACCGACAGAGGUGCCAGUUAG